Messenger RNA from Lathyrus sativus (Indian pea), 285 nucleotides. NCBI's taxonomy places the organism in Eukaryota, Viridiplantae, Streptophyta, Magnoliopsida, Fabales, Fabaceae. The record is from the annotation of a GenBank genome assembly.
AUGGCUAUGCAAUCAAAUUACCCUUCCUCCUUCUCUUAUGACUUCAACUAUGACGUGUUCAUCAGUUUCAGAGGCCCCGACACUCGCUUCGGUUUUACCAGUAAUUUCUAUAAAGCUUUUUCUGACAAUGGAAUACAAAUCCUCAUUGAUGACCAGGAGCUUCGGAGAGGUGAUGAAAUCACACCUUCACUCUUCAAGAAUAUUGGAGACUCGAGGAUUGCCAUUAUUGUCUUCUCUAAGAACUAUGCCUCUUUUCAUUUUGUUUGGACGAACUUGUACACAUAA